This is a messenger RNA of Hemicordylus capensis (graceful crag lizard), 11029 nucleotides long. RefSeq names its product coiled-coil domain containing 127 (gene CCDC127). The coding region runs from base 381 to 1178 and encodes 265 amino acids. The transcript has 4 exons. NCBI's taxonomy places the organism in Eukaryota, Metazoa, Chordata, Lepidosauria, Squamata, Cordylidae. The record is from RefSeq and is a predicted model, not a curated record.
ACGGCCGGCUGAAGAUGGCGGGGUGUUGUUAGUUUUUGAGUCCUGCGAAGAUGGUCUUUGAGUCUGCCCGCGUCUCCAUUUAUCUGUGGUCUGUGAGGCCUUGUUUGCCUAGAUUUGUAUUUAUUUUGUUUGACAAUGUAUACGUGGCUAUUCGGGCUAACGAGGAGAGUUUUCAGAUGAAAAACGUGGCGGGGAACUGACGGAGAGAGAAAUGUGGGCCCUGCGGAUCCCGCACUCCGCUCUGAUUGGGGAGGUAAGCUGGCGCCUGGUCUGUUCGGCUUCCCCUUGUAGUUUUAGAAUGGCUUUGAUCAAGAGGCUUCUUUCUUGGUCUUCUGAAUGACCAAAUUUGCUUAGCUGUUAGAGAAAUUAAAGGAUCGUCCAUGAAUAAUUUAAAUGACCCUCCUAAUUGGAACAUCCAGCCCAAUGCCAGGGAUGAUGGAGGCCAUGGAAGCAAAUGGAAUUAUGCUUUGUUGGUUCCAAUGCUGGGGCUGGCUGCCUUCCGGUGGAUCUGGUCCAGAGAGUGUCAGAAAGAGAUAGAAAGAGAGAAAAAAGACAUGUAUAGAAAGCUAUCAUUAGUACAAAGAGAACUUGAGUCUAAAUAUCGUGAUAUAAUCACAGAAAACCGCCGUACAGUUGCCCACUUAGAGCUGGAACUAGAAAAGGAACAGAACAGAACACUAAGUUAUCGUGAAGCCCUCGUCUCCCAGAGUCGUAAACUGGUAGAAGAAAGGAGGACUCUGGAACAAGAACGUGCAAAACUGGAGCAAGAAAAGCGGAUUCUGCAGAAUUCUGGAGCUGCUGGUGCUUUGUAUCAGAAUUGCCUGGAGAAGGAAGAGCAGUGGCGCAAGAAUGCUACCUUCCUAAUAAAAGAAUUUGAAAAGGCACUUACAGAAAGGCAGGACAUCUACUGCAGCUUAGUACUGCCAAGACAGCGGCGACUAGAAAUUGAGAAAAACUUGCUGGUUAGAGCAGCAACUGACCCAGUUGCUUUGGAUCUGGAAAUGGAAGCUGGCUUAAAAGAAAUCUUCCGAUACGAUACCUAUUGCAGCAAUUUGCUAAACACCAAUAAACGUCAGAAUGGAAGGCUAAUGUGGCUUUAUCUCCGAUACUGGGAAUUAUCUGUUGAGCUGAAAAAAUUCAAGAGGGUGGAGAAGGUUAUGUUGGGAAGUGGUGACUAAAAGAUGUGGCCAUGCAUACAUUACAGGUUAUCGGAUAUGGGUUAUUUCCUCUGGUAUGUAUAUUAGUCUUCCCUCUUCACUGUCACAUUUGUGUGUCUUCACCUGAGACAAUAUGUGAUCAGUGCCUCUUCUUCUGACUGGCCAAGACACAUGCCACUUGAGUAGAACCACAGUGCUCUGUGCAUGGAGUGACUUCUGACUUGACUUUGCCAGGGUACUCGGCUAAAGGAGAAGACUUCAACUUGCAAGACAAAGCAACUUGCAAAGGCAACCCUUUUUCUGGACAAAAUCUUCCCACAUUUCUUGAAAAUGACUACUGUCAAAUUGAGGGGGAAUGGCUACAGCAUUAAGACUGAGAAAUAUGAGAGCCAGCGUGGUGUAGUGGUAGAGUACUGGACUAGGACCGGGGAGACCCGAGUUCAAGUCCCCAUUCAGCCAUAAAACUAGCUGGGUGACUCUGGGCCAGUCACUUCUCUCUCAGCCUAACCUACUUCACAGGGUUGUUGUGAGGAGAAACCUAAGUAUGUAGUACUCAGGGCGCCUUGGAGGAAGAGUGGGGUAUAAAAUGUUGAUGAUAAUAAUAAAUACCUCUGCCAGUGUACAAUCAAGCUUUAAAAUAAGUUGUUUCUGAUCUGAAUUAGGCUAGAUUUAAUGGCAGUAGUGGCCGGGGGUGGCGAGAGGCACCUUUCAGCAUAAAUUAGUAGGUGUUUACCUCCACUCCGGCCACACCAGCACUCUCUGCUGCUCACCUGGCCGCUGCCAGAGGAUCGACUCCACAGAAGCAGGUAAGUGGUGGAGCCAACCCCCCUUCCCCCCUCCCCCCCGGGAGUGCCAGGCGGUGCACUGCUGCUCAGAGCAGCUUGCAAGUGUGGCGGGAGUGGAGGUAAGCACUUACUUAUGUAGGCUUUAAAGCGUCUCUUGCCAUCCCCACCCCACCCAGCGGUGCCCGCACCAGCCACUGCUGCUUAAUGGGUAGCCUACAGUGUCGUACCUCUCUAAACAGAAGAAGUUCCACUUGUGAGGGGGAGUGACUUUCACCAACUCCCUCCCUUCUGUGCCUCCGAAAAUGAGGAUUGGGGAACCCUUGGAAGCAGAUUUUUGGGAUACACGGAAUAAAAGGGGGAGUGGAUCAGUUAAAAUCAUUCCUCCCCACCCCCAAACUACAUGAGUGGAACUUCUGUUAAUGGAAGUAUUAUUCUGGCUGCUACCCAAUGCUUGCAAAUAGCACUUGACUGAUUGUGUAGCUGGGCUGGGAAUAGCCAGUUGAUACUAACUGGGAAAAAGCUGCAAGAAGUAUGGGAUCAGGGUUUAAUUUGAACCAGGAAUCGAUCCUCUUGUGCUCUGACAUGAAAAAUUGGUUUGACCUUGCAGCAUGAGAAGUAAUCAGGAAGAUAGUGCCCCAAGCAAGUGACGAGUGCCUUUAUCACUGGAGCAACCACAAGCCCCCAUAUGUCUAGGAUGAGGGGAAGGCUUUCCAGCCAAGAAGGUGCCUAUCAGGCAGGCUUGAAUCCUGGCACCUUUUUUUUUUUUUAAAAAAAUAAGCAUUGCAUCUGAACUUCCUGCCUGAAUUUAAAGUGGAUGUGAUUGGUGCCACAUGUCAUUCAGUGUAGGUUUGUAAAUAGCCAGAUAUUGUAAAUAGCAAAGUAAGAGUCUCCUGGUGAGCAGGCAGGGAAGAGUUGUGGGGUGGGCAGGGAGAGGAGUUCAGUCUAUUGACAUGCUGCAAAUGACAUAGAUGUGUGUGGGCAGCUGGCUAGUAAAUGUGUUUUUAUGGACUGGUAACCUGUUGUGGAUUUAUUUGCAAGGCUAAUUUAAGACAUUUCAUGUAAGGGGAAAAUUGCUUGUUUGCCAUUUCAUGUAUAGUUGAAGAUGAAAUCAUGUAAUACUGGCACCUAUUAGCUAUAAGUUUCACUUUAACUGAUUUUAAAUUUCAGUUAUACACCUCUCUAUCAUUAGACAUGUACACAAAAAGUCUAGUAGAGAUGUCUCAGUACAUACUCCUAGAGAAUUGUCUUGAGGUUACAUUUGGGGAAAGCUACUCUGCAUGCAUGCAUCCAUUUUUGGAAACCAUCUUUUCCAUUUCAGAUCUGAUGGUACAUUUGUCUUCUCACAGAUGGUCUGAAGCAGUAUUUUAGAUUUUAAAAAAUUCAUAUGGAGUUUACUAGGAUUCUGAUUUAAAUUAAAAAAUCAAAUGUACUUGGGUUUAGAUUGAACUUUUUUCUUCCCAAAACAUCUAGGCCUAGAAUCACUUGCCCUCUUUCUAAUGAAAGAAUCUAGGACUGCUCAGCUGAUCUGUGCUGCCAAGGUGUCAUCCACAAAACACAUGUACUAUCUACAGGAGAUGAACUUCUCAUUAUGCUAUGAGAUGCCACAUAUAAAUUGUAUUUGUUGGCAAUAGUGAAAAUCUACCAUCUCUGCCCGGCUGAGAACACUUUUGCUGAUACAUGACAAAUCCUGUUUUUUUCAGUAUAGAGCUGCUAAAUGCAUUGUCUUGUCGCCCUCAAGCUAUCCUUGCUCUCCAGCCUCACAGACCAGCCUAGGAUAGGUGUACAAUUAUGACUCUCUCUUUUACUCGCUUUCAUCCCUCAUCUCUCUGCCUGCCCUACUAUGAUAAGAUCUGCUCAAGUUUGUAUUGGUUGGUAUUUGGUAUUAUUCUUAAGGACCAGCAUCCUGUAGUUGAGAACUGACUUGAUCUGGAUAGUGGUUCCAUCAUUCAUAAGUAGUGGGUUCUGCGCCUGCGCAGAGAAUUCGUUUGCUCCUCACGACGCCAACCGCCUACUGCACAUGACUGCAGUACCCUCUAGUGGCGGUUAGGCGUCUCAACGUUCAGUUUCUUUCUGACUGCCAUAGCGAUCAGUGUUCAGAGACUGUUUGCUCCUCAUGUGGAAAGUUUGUAAUUUGUUCUAAAGGUUUUUGGACUUCUGGUUACGGCUUUGGACUAUUCUCACAGACUUCCCUCGGUUUUUGCGUUACUUUGGACUCUGAUUUGAACUUUGGAACAUUUUUUACUACUCUUUCUCUAACUCCUUCGGAUUUGACCGCGAUCUCGGAACUCCCCCCUCGACCUAGGAACAGAGCAACUACUGUUUUUCUCGAAAGGAGCAGCCAGGGAAGCCUGGUAAGGUGAGUAAUUCUGGCAAGACUACCUUUAAAUGGUGUACUAAUUGCCGCGGAAAGAUUCCCUCAACAGAUGGUCAUACUCUGUCUGUUUUGCCUAGGGGAGUCGCAUGAUAUGAAAUCCUGCUCCGUCUGUGUAACUUUUAGUAAACAGACUUUAAAGAAUCGUGCUGCACAUCUAAAAGUGUUUUUGUUGGAGCAGGCUUUGCUGCCUAAAAAACCUGCCCCGGUGACUUUGGCUGCGGGUCUGGUGUCGAGUACACAAUCUAAGGACCUUGGAAAGUCGAAUAAAAUCUCGACGUCUGCCACUUUGCCAUCUGCCGCUUCGACAUCGAGGGCCACGGCGUUGAGUAUUUUGGCAUUGGACCCUUCAGGAACCUUUAAGUGUCCAGAGGAGCGCUGGUGUGGUCAGAAAAGGAAGCACAAGGAGAAUUCUUCAGCACACGGAUCUACCCACAAGAAGUCUAAACAUAAGCAUUGGGAUCAGGCUGUGGAACUUACUCCUUCUCCCUCAGGACUACAGGACUAUGUGAUCCCUCGGCGUCGAGCAGCUUCCCUAUCUCCGGCUCCGAUGCCCUAUCAUUCACCACUGACUUCUGUGCCCAGAGUGCACACCGUUCAGCAUCGUGACCAGUCAACAUUGAAGACAUCCCGGCAGGAGUCUGGAGGUCACUCUUCAGAAUCGAGGACUCUACCUCAAGACGAUGUUGCAGUGACCGCUAGCGCGGCUCUCCCAUCGUCGUCAAGGACGACAGCGUUGGAGUAGACGGUCGCCAUCAUUUUGGAUACAGAGCUCGACGCAGACCCCGAUGUCGAACUCGAAAUCGAGGAUGAUGCUGUAGCUGUGGAUCCUAUUGUUAUAGAAGAAAUUAUUACAGAGCUGUCCCCAGCGACACCUGGCAAUGUGGAGGAGCGUGAUGCUAGUCGCCUAAACCAGAUGCUGCUUUCUGAGGAAAGUACACCCUCUGCAGGAACCUUUACAGGAUUUCAGGAGAUUGACUACCUCCCUGGGCCAGUACUCAGGACUCCAAUACCCAAGACACCAUCCUUUUCAGCUAGGGGCACACCAGUCACUGGACUCUUACCCAGUGCUGGUUGGGAUGACUUGGUUCGCCUGUCAGGCAGAGAUUACGUUUUGUUUAGGGAGUGGUUGUGAGAGAAAGAACAGACCCUCAGGGUCAAGAAGGAGACAGCUGUCCAGACAGCUUUCACACCUGUGCAGCGUGUGGAGAUGGCAGUUCAGGCUACAGCACCAUUGCCACGACGGCAUACCGUUUCUUUGCAAGCUAAUGUGCCACGGCCUCAGCCGCCUCUUGCACCCACACCACCCCAGUUGGCAACACAGACAACACGUGCUCUUAUAUCGACUGCUGUGGGCAACUCACCUGCACCCUCGGAUGACGGUGAUGUUGAGAAGGAGGAGGAUGGCUAUACCUCUGAUUCAACUGCGCCUGAUCCGGACGAUCCCAAGGCUUUACCUGAUCCUGAUUCGGAUGUUGCGGCUGUUCCAUCAACGUCGCCUAAUGAGGAGAUGAAGGGCAACCAUCAGCAGAUAGCUGAGAUGGCUCAGAUUUUGGGUCUAUCAUUGAAAGAAAAGACCACUGACCUGGAGGACCCGGUUUAUAAUAUCCAUCCAUCCAUCCACUUUAUUACGGCCAAAUAACAGUUUAUAAUAUGAUGCGAGCUGGUUUGAAACCAGUCUAUCUGCCUAUGCUGCCUCAUAUCACCAGGGCGGCGAAAUCAGCGUGGGAGGUGCUCCAGACUUCAGCGCCCACCUCAAAAUGCUUAGAGGCUCUGUAUCGUAUCCAAGAGGAGGAGAAUGCUUAUCUGGUGCGUCACCCUACUCCCAACUCUUUGGUGGUGGACUGUGCUAUGACUUCUAUGGAUGGCAAGAGGCACACCACACUUGCGGACAAGGAGGGCCGUAAGCUGGACGUUCUGGGGAGGCGCACGUAUUCGAUGGCGUGUUUGUCCAUCAAGAUUGCCAACUAUGUAGACUGUCAAGUGAGGUAUACGCAUUUCCUCUGGGAGGCAUUGUUAGAUCAACGUGCUAAGCUGGAACCAGGUGAGUUUGUGAAGAAAUUUGAGUCUGUUUUUGCAAAAUCUACAGCGGCUACCUGUCAGCAGUUGGCUAAUGCCAAGCAUUUGGCUGAGUCUGAAUCCCACACGUUGAUGUCAUCCAUAAUUCUGAGGAGGCAUGUUUGGCUGCGCGCUACAGGUCUCCAGCAAGAUAUGUGCAGUCGCAUUGAGACUCUUCCUUUUGACGGAGUGGGCUUGUUUUCAGACAAGACAGACGACAUGGAGCAAUGGAAAAAAUCACAGGUCACCGCGGACCAAUGGAUCUUACGCAUAGUCACGAUGGGCUAUGCGCUAGAGUUUGAGGAGUAUCCUCCGUUUCUGGGCGUGAAGUACACUCCGGAAACCCCAGUCUUGAGGGAGGAGGUACAGAAGCUUUUGAUGAAGGAGGCGAUAUCGCCGGUCCAGUGGGCUCUCAGCCAGUCAGGAUUUUAUUCCUGUUAUUUUCAAGUUCCCAAGACCAAUUAUGGAUCUCCGGGGCCUGAACCAAUACAUCAAGGUACAAAAAUUCAGGAUGACAACAUUGCAAGCCAUCCUUUCACUCCUCCACGGGGAGAAUCGGAUUGCAAUGCUCAACUUGAAAGAUGCAUACUCUUAUAUAGGCAUCCAAGAGAACUAUCGCAAGUAUCUCCGCUUCACCAUGGGAAACAAGAUAUAUCAAUACAACGUCCUACCCUUCAGCCUGGUCACCGCCCCACAGGUAUUCACGAAGUGUGUUGCAGUAAUAAUAGCCUAUCUCAGAACAAAGGGGCUGUCCAUUUAUCCAUAUCUAGACGACUGGCUGCUGAUGGCCGGUACACGGGAACAACUGCAAAAGGAUGUGCAUUUGGUGACGUCCUUGUUGGACGACCUGGGUGUGAGGAUCUGGGAGAAAUCCUUUCUUCAGCCUGCAAGACACCCCUGUUAUAUUGGGGCGCUGUUGGACAUGUCAGCCCAGAGGGUGUUUCUACCAAAGGAGUGGUUUACCCGCCUGAGGGUGCUUGUCCUUUUGUGCCAAGGGCAGCCGGUGCAAAAGGCAAGAACUGUUCAGGUGAUACUUGGUCUGAUGGCGUCUUGUACCACCACCGUAUUAUAUGCAAAGCUGCGAAUGCGCAAGCUGCAGCUUUGGUUUCUAAAAGCUUACAAGCUGAGACUAGAACUGCAAGGACCUCCAAGACCAAGGAAAGGUGGUUCACCCCAACUUAUCCAUGCUGAAUCUCACUGUAUGGAGGUUCGGCUGCUAAGGAGAAUUCUCAACACACAUAAGCUCACCAUGAGGCACAGCUAUCGAGCAAAAUGGCGUUGAUUUAAAGCACAAGCCACUUCUAGGGGAUUUGACCCCAAAGAAGCAAGCCUUAAGGCAGUUCUUCUCUACCUAACCUCUCUGAAACAAAGCGGCCUGGCAAAUGUCUCUAUAAAAGUGCAUAUGGCUGCUAUAUCGGCACACCAUGAUGGGUGGGACGGAAAGACAGUCUUCAUCCAUCCAAGAUGUAAGGACUUUCUGAGAGGCAUCAAUAAUCUAUACCCGCCAGUUAGACUGCCGGCUGAAAAGUGGAGUCUCUCUUUAGUGCUCUCGUCACUGACGGAAUUGCCCUUUGAACCACUGACAGCUGAUUCAUUGAAGCUCUUAACCCUGAAGACUCUCUUCUUGGUGGCCGUCACCUUAGCAAGGUAUGUGGGUGAGCUGCGUGCGCUCUGCAUAGAUGAGCCUUAUACAAAGUUCUAUCCAGAACGGGUUAUCAUGCAUUGUUUCAGAAAUUGUGUUGCCUACCUUUUUUCAGAGAACUAUCAACCGCGCUCGAGCGGGCAAUGCAUUCAUUGGAUGUUCGAAGGGCCCUGCUCUAUCUGAAGGCCACUAAGGAAAUUCGUAAGACACCACAGUUAGUUAUUGGCUUGCAAGGCAAAUUUAAGGGGUAUUCUCCUACUCGCCAGAAGUUGUCUUUCUGGUUAGUUGAACUGAUUAAGAUGGCAUACAACCAGCAAGGGGUCGGCACACCAGCUACCAUCAGGGCACACUCUACUAGGUAUUACGCCACGUCUGCAGCACAUCUAUCAGGCAUUUGAUUCAUGGAUAUCUGCACAGCAGCGACAUGGUCGUCUCGCCAGACGUUUGUAAAGCACUAUGCUGUGGAUCUGCGUACUGCUAGGGCUGCAGAUUUUGGACGGGAUGUCCUUAAGAGGGUGUUACAGUGACUUGCAGGGCUUACCCACCUCCUACUGGGUAGCUCGUAAUUCACUCACUACUUAUGAAUGAUGGAACCACUAUCUAGAUAAACAGGUUGCUUACCUGUAACAGAUAAUCUGGUAGUGGUUCCAUACAUUCAUAACACCCGCCCGUCCAUCCCUGCUGGCAAGCCACUGCACUCUUUUCAUCUUACACAAGAUACUAUGCCAACCAGACCUGGCUGCUAUGUCGGCCAUCUAUAAACUGAACAUUGAGAUGCCUAACCGCCACUAGAGGGUACUGCAGUCACGUGCAGUAGGCGGUUGGCAUCGCAAGGAGCUAAUGAAUUCUUCCCGAAGCUGAUCUACGCAGGUGCAGAACCCACUACUUAUGAAUGUAUGGAACCACUACCAGAUCAUCUGUUACAGGUAAGCAACCUGUUUGUCCUCUGGGAGACAGCCAACUACUGCUUUUUGUAAAUUUCUGUUCUCUAAUCUUAGUCUUUGUUCUUUUAAAAGCAAAAAAACAAAACCAUCUUGACUCCACUGUAGCCAUCUGGGUACCCUGAUGCUGUAUGUACCUGCAGCCAGCUUUCUGACUGCGUUAUAAAGUAUGGCUGUAUACAUGUUUGCCCCUAUUUCAUGCAAAAUACAUAGGAAAUCUGACUUUUUAAUUUGCUUAGUUAAAAAAGAAACAGUAUGUUGGUCUUCUGUUGCUGGUACUAAUGGGGGAAAACACUUCUUGAUAACUUGAUGUUCCACAUGGUUGUGUAGUAUGCUUACACAAAAGCCAAGUAGUUUGAAAAAGGACUUAAAUGCAGGUAGUAUUAGCAAAAUGAAGACUGGGGACUACUUCAAAAUCACUUUGAAACAUAGACGCCCAGACUUGCUAGUGACUUAUCCAUCUGUGCUUCGUCGUCCUUCAAAAUGUUUGCCUUGGCUAAUGAGUUGUCAUAAGACUCAGCCUUUUCAUAGGUGUUUGAUCAGAUUAAAUAAUCUGAAAACCUUGUCAGACUUAUGUUAAAUAACAGAAAUAUUUGUGAAAAUUCUUAAUGGUGAAAGCAGUUUGGCAAUGGAAGGGAGUUGUGGGCUUUCCUUUGCUAGAGUUGUUAUAGCAAUGCCUAUGCAGCCAUUCAUUGGGGAUGUUUCCAGCAUCAAGCUGGAGGCCAGGGGGAGGUGUUGCAAAAUAGCCUACAAGCAGUGUUCCCUUAAAGAGGGAUUCCCAGAUGUUGACUACAACUCCCAGAAUCCCCAGCUAUAAUUGUUUUGAUUGGGGAUUCUGGAAGUUGUAGUCAACAACAUCUGGGAAUCCCUGAUAGAGGGAACACUGCCUACAAGGUCUCUCUGUCUCUGUGAUUCUGUGAACUUCCCAGUGUGCCAGAACUUGCCAGAAGUGACUGGGUGCUCCACUGACUUGCUGUGUUUGUGGAGUUAUCCUUGUAGCUCUGUACUGGAGUGGACAGGCCCACUUUCUUUUUUACGAGAACAUAGGUCCAACAAAUGGAUGGCAGGUAUAAGAGUAGCUUGUUGGAUAGACUUAAAAUUAAGAAGCAGGAUGGCAGAGGCUUAAUCCAGGAAUCUGCUCAAGACCAGAAUUGAACCCACAGCUAUUGUCACUUUCUUUCAGCAGUCUAAUUUAAGGUGUGGGGGAAGCCUUCUUGUUGCUGUUAACAAAUUGUCCAGAGAACUAGUAGAUCUCAACCUGCCUGCUUCUGCUUUAGAUCUUUAUUGUAGGCUCUGGGCCUAGGCUGUGAUCCAGAAAGUAAUUGCAUGAGUUGACACUGAUGCAGUUGCUGGUCUGCAUUCGUAGACUUCCAGGCCUAGAUCAGUCCAUGGCUCGAGGAAUUCUCCAUAUCAUUAUGAUCCCAGAGCUAUCUCUACUCAACCUCCAGAACAUCAGUACUUCCUGGCUGGUGUGGGUGGGUGAGUGGUUUGCCAUCUGUCUUCAUGUGCCUUCCAGCACAUAGGAAGCUGCCUUUAUCCCAAGCCAAACCAUUGGUCCACCUAGCUCAGUAUUGUCUGCUCUCACUGGCAGCAUCUCUCCAGUUUCAGGUGAGAGUCUUUCCCAACCCUCCCUGGAGAUGCCAGAGAUUGAACCCAGGACCUUGUGUGUGCAAAACAGAUGCUCUACCACUGAGCUUAAUGAGAACUCACAAUACUUGAGCAUCUUUUUUUUUUUCCCUUCAACCUUUUUUUUCAACAACCUUUUUUGAGUAUGCAAACCAAGCUUCUUUGCACCUCUUAUUCUGUUGUACAGGAGUUAUCUAGAUAUAGGAAACUAUUAGUGUGAGAUUUGAUGGUGAUAAAAUAUCCCCUCUUGCAGGAAUUGUGUUAUAAAUCAAAACAUUAAAUCUGCUUAUAAUGGUGAAUCCUCCUCCUUGUACCACCUCCCGUACUCCUUCUGCUUGCUGGCCUGCCAGUAUUUUUAUCUUCUUGGCAUAAGAGUCAUUGUACUUAGUGCACAUAUUUGCUCACUUUACUGUAACCAUCUCUAAAUAAAUUAUUGUGCAAAAUUCAAA